UGAUAGUCGGGGCACCCGACUAUAGCGUUCUCUCUUGUUUUGUAAUGAUUUGUGCCUUUAAUGCCUUUGAAUAAAAUUCAAUAAUAUUAUAAUUUAUGUGAGAAUCUCGGCACAAUAAUCAUUAAAUUAUUUUGAAUAAUGUAAAAAUAAAGUCGAGUUAAUAUAUUCAAAUUAUUACCUUAUUUUUUACUUUAAUAAGUACUUCCGAUGAUUGACUUGCACUAUCUCAAGGAAAUGGAAGAUAAAAUUUACUUAAUCGUAAGCAAGUUAAAUCUACAAGUAUAAUCGUGGAAAACUGGUUUAUCACCCAAUUUAAAAGCAUUUUUUUUUAAUAUUAUAAAUGAGAAAUUCUCCAAUAACUGAUCAGUUUGAUUCUAACAAUGUUCGUCAACAGACUUGAAAUAUUUGCGCUUCUCACCUUGGCUUUAAUGAGCCGUGCUAGCGCCAACCAUCCCUUUGACUUUUUUGAAGGAACCCUAGACGAUUUUGAUGAUUGUCUGGAAAUUAAUAAUAUUACCAUUGAGGAGUACGAAAAGUUUGAGGAGUUUGAAAACUUGGAUAACGUGCUCAGCGAAAAUGUGAAACUGAAGUACAAGUGCAACAUAAAAUGUCAGCUGGAAAGGGAGCCAACAAAAUGGCUGAAUGAUCUGGGUAAAAUUGAUGUGGGUUCAAUGAACGCCACCAGUGAGGCAGCGGAAUCCAUUACCAAGUGCAUGGAUCAGGCUUCUAAGGAACCCUGUGCUUACGCCUUUAAGCUAGUUAUUUGUGCUUUCAAGUCCGGUCACUCCGUCAUCGAGUUUGAAUCAUAUGAUCGUGUACUAGACGAAACCUCUGAACUGGCUUCGGAACAGCAGUCAGCUCUUGACGAAUCCGAUAUUAUAGAUGUUGUUUGAAACAGACCAUUGAAACGUACCAUAUUUAUUGUGAAAAUCACAGUUCAUAUUCCUACAAACAAAUGUAUAAAAUUCAACAAAGUGUCGCCAUAGUUGGUCAGGGCAAUAAAUUUUAAUUAGAAAAACGGGAAAAAAA
This is a messenger RNA of Drosophila takahashii, 1029 nucleotides long. RefSeq names its product Odorant-binding protein 57a (gene Obp57a). NCBI's taxonomy places the organism in Eukaryota, Metazoa, Arthropoda, Insecta, Diptera, Drosophilidae. The record is from RefSeq and is a predicted model, not a curated record. Gene Ontology annotation, molecular function: odorant binding.